Knipowitschia caucasica is the source of this 6906-nucleotide messenger RNA. NCBI's taxonomy places the organism in Eukaryota, Metazoa, Chordata, Actinopteri, Gobiiformes, Gobiidae. The record is from the annotation of a GenBank genome assembly.
AUGCCGUCGAAAGAGAAAAAAUCCACAGCUUCGGGAGAAACCGAAGAGCUCGAUGACGACGUGGAGGAGACGUUGCCAAAGAAGAGACACAAGACGCACAAGAAGCAGUCGACUCCUCCUGAGCCAAGUCAAAAUCAGGAGGCUGCAGUCCAAGAGAAGAAGAAAGAAAGCGGAGAGAAAGUCACAAAGAAGAAGAAAAAAGUCUCGGAGGAUGACAAGAGCACUGUGAUUGAAAAGGAGGAUGAGGAGCAAAACAACAACGAUCCAAAACCUGCUUCCAAAAAGAACAAGUCUGAGAGUCGUAAAAGCGAAGUGACCGACGAGGCCAAGGAGAAGAGGAAGAAGAAGAAGAAGCCAUCCUCCGAGGACGCCGAGGGAGCGGAGCAGAUGGGAUCCAAGAGCAAAUCCAAAGACGGGAAGAAGAAGAAAAAGUCUCACAACAACGACGACGAGGAGCCGCUUAUCGAGGAGCAAGACGGAGGCGAGGACAGCAACAAGAAGAAGAAAAAGAAGAAAAACAAAAAGGGCUCUGGAGACAGCGACGAUGACAAAAAGAAAAAGGGAAAGAAGAAAAGUAAACAGGUGGACUAUGCGGCAAUCUACCAGCAAGAGCUUCUCAACUAUCACACGGACUCCUCUGACGGCUAUGAGGAGGACUACUACAAGAAAAAAGUUUAUGAGGUGGUCGCUAUCACUGGGGAUGUGAAAGGAGCUGGGACUGACGCCAAUGUGUUUGUUACUCUGUUUGGAGAGUUUGGGGUCACGCCUAAAGUUCAUCUGGCCAGCAAAAGUCGAACGGCGUUUGAGAAGAAUAAAACUGAUGUUUUUCGCAUCAAGACUCACAACGUGGGACCUAUACAGAAGCUGAGGAUCGAGCAUGACAACACGGGGAUGAACGCCAGCUGGUUCCUGGACCGGGUUCUGGUCACGGACAUGAAUCGGCCUCAUCUGCGGUUCUACUUCGCCUGCAACAACUGGCUGAGCUUGGAAGAAGCGGACCACCUUUAUGUGAGAGACCUCCUGGGCAGCCUCAACCCCAUGGACGUCCCGAAGCGGGAGCGACGACUGGACAGUGACAAAGACAAUUUUGAACGUGGUUCUGAGGACAAAUUCACAAUUGAAUCUCCGAACUUGGGACGACUGAGGAAAAUAACGAUUGGACACAAUAACAAAGGUUCCUCAGCUGGAUGGUUUCUGGAUAAGGUGGUCAUUGACGACAUGGGGAACAAAGAAGUUUAUGAAUUUCCUGUAAAUCGGUGGUUUGCUAUGGACGAAGAUGAUGGUAAAAUACAAAGGGAUGUUUUGGUGGGAUCCCUGCAGCCAAUGGGAAUUGUCUACAACGUACAAGUGAUGACUGGCGAUGUGAGAGGCGCUGGUACCAACUCUAAGAUCCACAUGGUCAUGCACGGCACCAAAGGCAUGAAAAACAGUGGCAAGAUCUUUUUAGAAGGAGGUGCUUUUGAGCGGCGUCUCAUUGAUGUUUUCAACGUGGAGAUCUGCGAGCUCAUAAGUCCGCUAAGCAGGGUCACCAUCGGACACGACAAUGUGGCCGUUGGUGCAGGCUGGUUCUGCGAAAAGGUUGUGGUUUAUUGUCCGUUCACUGGCAUCGAACAGACCUUUCCUUGCGGGAUGUGGCUGGACGAGGACGAAGCCGACGGUCUGAUAGAAAGAGAGUUGUAUGAGAUGGUUUCUUUGAGACAGAAGAAAAUAAAAAAGUACCCUUGGUCCCUGUGGAUCUGGACGUCAGACAUAAAAGGAGCAGGAACGGACGCUCAGGUGUUUUUACAAAUAUAUGGAGAGAAUGGAAAAUCGGAUGAAGUGAAACUGGAGAACAACUCUGACAGUUUUGAACAAGGGCAGGUGGAUAAGUUCAUUGCCACUUUGCUGAAGACCCUGACGAUGGAGAAGUAUUCCUUUGAGUGUGGUCGCUGGCUGGACAUCAACGAAGACGACAAUGAGAUCGCCAGAGAGCUGUCGGCAACCGGAGAUUUAAUCGAGGAUCCUUUGCCUUUGAUAAAGUAUCGUGUCACAAUAUGCACUGGUACAGUCAGUGGUAGUGGUACGGACGCCACAGUGUUUUUAAACGUGAUCGGCGACCUCGGAGACACAGGUGAACGACCCAUGAUUAUGAGCAAAAAUAACGUCAACAAAUUUGAGAAGGGAAACCAUGACGAGUUUCUCAUUGAGGCGGUGACUUUGGGUCAAGUGCGAAGGGUCCGUGUGGGUCAUGACGGUCGCGGCGGCGGCUGUGGCUGGUUCCUCGAUAAAGUGUCGGGCUUAGGACGUAACGAGGGGAUGACUGGAAAGAUUUGUUCGAGAGCUAGUCCAGCUGGAGAAGGCGUUCGUCUAUUUAAUAUCAGUUAUCACAUCGCAAUCAAGACAGGCAGUGUGAACGGGGCCAGCUCAGACUCCAGAGUGUUUGUGAAAAUGUACGGAGAGAAGGGAGACAGUGAUAAAGUCACACUUGCUGUUUCUGACAACGAUCUGAGGAACUACUUUGAGACUGGACGUACCGAUAUCUUCACUUUGGAAACAUACGACAUCGGAAAGAUCAACCGUUUUCUAAUUGGUCACACCAACGAGGGUCUUCGUGCUGGUUGGUUUUUGGACAGCGUGCAAAUUUCUGUUCCCGCUCAUGGAAAAGAGUACAUGUUUCCCAGUCACAGGUGGCUCUGCAAAGAUGAAGCCGAUGGGAAAGUCGAGGUUGAAAUCUACCCCAGUGAGACUCUUGACAUCGAGACACUGAUCAACUAUGAAAUCACAGUCGUCACAGGAGAUGUACGAGCGGGAGGAACCAACGCCAACGUGUUUUGUCAAAUCUACGGAGAAACUGAGGCUCAAGAUGUCGGUAAGAUUUACAAGAUCCGUAUUUUCCACGACGGGAAGGGAAUAGGCAACGGCUGGUUCCUGGAGACGGUCGACAUCCGGCGUUUAACUAUGGGCCUGGUGCAGAUAGCGGUGAAAAAGGAAGACACUAAAAAAGACAAGAAGAAGGACAAGAAAAAGAAAAAGAAAGAGGAGGAUGAAUUCGAAUUUAUUGAGGAGAUGCGAGAAGUUGUGGAGACGUUUAAUUUUGUGUGUAACCGCUGGCUGGCCCGCGACGAGGAGGACAGGGAGAUUGUGGUAGAACUGCUGUCAGAAGAUAAUGAGGACCUUGAGAUGAAUUCCUACGAGGUGCAUGUUUUCACUGGGAACAUGUGGGGGGCAGGCACCGACGCCAAAGUUUACAUCAACAUUUACGGAGAGACCGGUGACACAGGGGAGCGGCACCUGAGAAAGUCCAACAAUCUGAACAAGUUUGAGAAAGGCCGGGAGGAUGUUUUCUCCAUCACCGCUGUUGAUCUGGGAGUGUUGAAGAAGCUGAGGAUAAGACAGGACAAUAGCCAGGCCAGUGCGGGCUGGUUUCUGGACAGAGUCGAAAUUAUUGACAACAAAGACGAUACAACAUACUUUUUCCCCUGUAAACGCUGGCUUGCCGUUGAUGAGGAUGACGGGCAACUUGCUCGAGAACUUGUUCCAGUUGAUGAAGCGUUUAUGAAAAAAGGGGAUGAUGAUGAGGAGGAAGACUCUGAAGCGACACUUGGUCUUGAGCAAAAGGCCAUGUCGACCACUUACGUUGUCAAAAUAAAAACGGGAGACAAAAAAUAUGCUGGAACUGACGCCAACGUGUUUAUGACGCUCUACGGCUCCAACGACGACACAGGAAUAAUAACUCUCAAAGCAUCCAAGAAUCAUAAAAACAAGUUUGAACGUGGUAUGAUCGAUGAAUUCACCGUGGAAGCCGUCGAUCUGGGACAACUUAAGAAGAUUCGAAUUGGACAUGACAAUAACGGUGGAGGUUCCGCAGGCUGGUUUCUGGACUGGGUUGACAUCGAUGCACAGUCACUGGGACAGAAACUGCGCUUCCCGUGUGGUCGCUGGUUGGACCGAGGGGAGGACGACGGCGCCAUCGUCCGGGACUUGUUUCCUAAUCCUCUACAAACAGAGACAUACACGCCAUUUGUGCCUUAUGAGAUAAAGACUUUCACCAGUGACAUAUUUGCCGCUGGCACCGACGCAGACGUCUUCAUCGUCCUGUACGGCAGAGAUGCGGUGUGCACUCAGCAGAAGUCUCUCUGUGUCAACAAAAGAGAAAGGAUAAUGUACUUUGAACGCGGCGCAGAAGACAUGUUUAUUGUUGAGCUAGAAGACGUGGGAGAUGUUAUAGAGAAAAUCCGCAUUGGACAUGAUAAUCGUGGAGUCAACCCAGGCUGGCAUCUGGACAGAGUGGAGAUUCGCAGAUUGCUAAGGAAAGGAAAGGGAUCGGAGACGGUCAUCUUCCCGUGCGAAUGCUGGCUCGCCAAAUCAGAGGACGACGGCGAGACAGUGAGAGAGCUGGUGCCCUCUGACAUCAUCACAGAGAAACUUUCACGAGACGGAAGCCUGAAAGUGACCGAGGUGGAGGUGGAGGAUGCGUUAGAGAUUCACACGUACACAGUGUCAGUGAUAACAGGUGAUGUGUACGGAGCCGGAACGGACGCCAAUGUUUUCUUGACAAUUUACGGCGACCAGGGAGACACUGGAGAGAGGAAACUCAGAAAGUCCGAGACAAACAGUAACAAGUUUGAAAGAGGAUCUGUGGACAAGUUCACUAUAGAAGCUGUGGACCUGGGGCAAGUCUUUAAGAUAAAAAUCCGCCAUGAUAACAGUAUGAUAAGCCCGGAUUGGUAUUUGGACCAGGUUGAAGUGGUGGACGUGGACACAGAGGAGGUCUUCCUGUUUCUGUGUGAACGCUGGUUAUCGAAAAAAAGAGAGGACAAGCAGAUAGAGAGAGCGUUCUAUGUUAAGGGCUUUGAGGGUGUGAGAGAAGGCCUAAACGGCAAAAAGAAACCAGUUCCAGCCGUGAAAACCAUUGACAGUAACAUGAACAAAAAUAAAAAGAAGAAAGUGGAGGAAGAGGAGGAGGAACUGCCAAGCAUACCUUAUCACAUCACCAUCUGCACCGGGCUGGAGCGAGACGCCAGCACCACCAGCAGGGCGUAUGUCAUAAUAACUGGGGCCAAUCUGAGUGUGACGGACAGACUGUGGCUCGACCUGCCAGAUGGGAGGAAGGGCUUUGAAGCCGGCUCUCUGGAGACUUUUGAGUGUCACGGAUCGGAUGUUGGAGAGAUCAAAAAGGUCGAGCUCGGCCACGACGGAGCCACUCCAGAGAGCUGUUGGCUUGUUGACGAGGCGACUGUUGCCGUGCCAACCAAAGGGGUCAAAUAUAUAUUUUCCUGUAAAUGCUGGUUGGCCAAGGACCGCGGAGACGGCCUGACCGCCAGAGUCUUCAACGUGCUGGACGCAGAGGCCAUAUCCAUCUCUCAAAAGGUCAUUUAUGAAGUUACCGUGGUUACAGGAGACGUGCAGAACGCUGGGUCCGACACAAACAUCUUCAUGUCUGUGUUUGGAAUAAACGGAAGCACCGAGGAAAUGUUACUCCAGAAAAACGAAGACAGAUUUGAACGCGGCCAAGAAGAUACUUUCAACAUGGAAAUUGAUGAUAUUGCGCCUCUGAGAAAAAUGAGAAUACGAAUCGAUGGCUUAGGGAGUCGACCGGACUGGUUUCUAGAUAAGGUGAUCAUGCGUAACCUCAAAACGGAGGAAGUGUCUGUGUUCACCUACGAAGACUGGCUCUCCAAGACCCAAGGCCCGAAGAGGACCCUGAUCUGCGAGAUGGCAGCGAUGGUGGAUGAAGAGAUGAUGGUGGAGGAGACCACUUACAUAAUACAGGUCAAAACUAGUGAUAUUUCAGGGUCUGGUACCGAUGCCAACGUGUGGAUGAUCAUUUUCGGUGAAAAUGGAGACACAGGGAUUCUGGCUCUGAAAGAAAGCAGCAAGUCCAACAAGUUUGAGCGGAAACAGGUCGACAUGUUUCGCUUCUCAGACAUCCUCAGCCUGGGAGAGCUCUCCAAAGUGCGAGUGUGGCACGAUAACUCAGGACCGGCUCCAGGAUGGCAUCUGGAGUACGUGGACGUGAAGGAUGAGCUGAUGGAUAAAACGUUCAGAUUCCCGUGUGAUCGGUGGCUCGCCAAAAACGAAGACGACGGACAAAUAAUGAGAGAGCUGGCCUGUGCCAAUAACGACUGCCUGGACCUCAGCGAGAAAACCAAGUAUGAAAUUUGUGUCACUACUGGAGACACUGACGAAGGAGAGACUAAAGAAAACGCCUGGAUCGUUCUGGAAGGACGCAAAGGCCGCUCAAAAGAAUUUGUGAUGGAGAAUUCCUCAAAGAAGAAGAGAUUUUUGAGGGGAAAUAUCGACCGAUUUGAGUUUUCAUCUAAAAAUGUUGGUGACAUUGCUGGAAUAUGCCUCGGUCACACUCCCAAAGAUGGAAAGAAAGUAAAAGUCGAGGCUUUCUGGCACGUCAUGGAGGUCGUCGUCACUGAAAAAGAGCUGGGGAAUAAGUACAUAUUCAUUUGCAACAGCCUCAUCCCACUCUCUCCAAAGAGGGACGAGUUUUUGACUUUUGAAUGCUCCAAGGCCAUUGAAAGCUUUGCCAGUAAAGCCAUGAGUCUGGUGCCGGUCAAAUACGAGAUCAUAGUGAUAACCGGCGAGGAGAAAGGAGCCGGAACAGACGCCAACGUUUUCAUCACCAUCUACGGCUCCAACGGGGACUCGGGAAAGCGGCAGCUGCGGCAAAAAUUCCGCAAUCUCUUCGAACGCGGGCAAACGGACCGGUUCCUGGUGGAGAUGCUGGACAUGGGAGAGCUGCAGAAGGUGAGAAUGGAGCACGACAACUCGGGGCUGGGACCGGGAUGGUUCCUGGACCGAGUGGAGGUCACCAACACGGCCAACGGAGUCACCACCAUCUUCCUCUGCGGGAAGUGGCUCGACACUAAGAGGGCGGACGGACAGAUUGUGCGAACCCUCUAUCCCAAAUACUAG